UCCUCUUUUUUUCUUCUCCUCUUCCUUUUCAUCUCAUUUCAUUUUUCAUCGCAACCUAACGCUACAUACCACUAAUGCCCGACGCCUCUGCCUUCACCCGCCCCGCCGUUGGCGUGCUCGCGCCCGAAGAAUCUGAGCGCACUAACUCGCUCAUCAUCGCGCGGGUGCCCCCCGAGUUUUUCCGGCAGCCGCAGCUGCUCGAUCUCCUCCGCGGCCACUUUGCGACGUUCGGCGAGAUCAACCAGUGGGCGCCGAUGCCGUCGUUUGCGCGUGUUAUCGUCGUUUUUUAUCAUGAGGAGUCGGCAGAGCGGGCGAAGCGGACGUGUGAUCCGUUGGUGCUUGAGCAUGCUGAUGCCUCCCCAACCAUCAUGCGCGUCUACCGCUCCGACCCCAACCCCAUCCUCACCGCCUCCUCAUUUUCCUCCUCGUCGCACCUCCUCCACCCGCCUCCGAUCGAAAAGAACUUCCUCAUCUCCCCGCCCGGCUCGCCGCCCGUCGGCUGGGAACCCAUCCGCGAGGACCCGCCGAACGCGGCGCCGCUCGCGGACGACCUCAUCGCCGCGCUGCGCAAGCUCCAGCUGCGCGAGAAGCGCGGGAGCCGCGAGGUGCUCCUCGAGCCCGAGGACGGUGUCGGUGUCGGUGUGUACGUCGAGGACUGCGAUGCGUACGAUGUCGAUGUCGACGGUGCGGAGGGGGGUGGUGGCAAGGAGGAGCAGGAUUGGGAGUACGGGGCGCCGUCGCCGGGGAGACAGAUGCGCUGGCGGCCAGUGGCGACGGCGAUGCCUCCGAUCCCGGCUUCUCUGUGAUGAUUUAUUGUUUUUAUAGAUGACUUUUCGCCCAUUCCUUCUGAUCUUUGGCAUCGUGCCAUCACGGCUUGUAUUUGUACCUAGCGUCAUCACACGGACUUCUGUAUCUCACACGAAUCACAUACCUGGCAUCUGUAUAUUCUGCUUUACAUCGAUAUCAUGGGACAAUAUUAGUUACCUCUUGGAUUUGGAUCUUGGCUGAACGCGCGUCCUAUGAGCGCCGCACGUGUGAGCGGGAAUAGUUUGCGCGAGCAGACGAUGGCGUCGUACGAGUCCAUGGUGGAGCGACCUUUCGGUGCCGUCCCUGGCGCAAGGACAGAAGCUCGGAAGGUUGAGGAAAACCAGGGCAGCUCUGAUGGGCUUCAGUACACGAGUCCUUUCAGUUCCCCAACCUUACUCGAAAGAGCGUCGCUCGCACCUCAGCUGAUAGCCUCGCCGUUGUGAUCCUCAAGCCGAACAGUCGAUAAACGUUGGAGCCCAGCUCGAAGCGUCUUGCGAUGUUUGAGGGUCAAGUCCCUGACGUUGUAGCGGUCGAUGAACUGGACGACUUUGAUCGAGGGCGCCGUCGCGCUCAUGGCUGCAAGAGACUCCAGCAGGUAGCGGUAGUCGGCGUCAGGCGCCUGCAGAAGGCGGCUGCGCAGCGCGAGCGAGGCGAUGGGCGGUGGCUGCAGGCGGACUGGGAAC
This is a messenger RNA of Coniophora puteana RWD-64-598 SS2, 1490 nucleotides long. Its product is annotated as Calcipressin. The transcript has 5 exons. NCBI's taxonomy places the organism in Eukaryota, Fungi, Basidiomycota, Agaricomycetes, Boletales, Coniophoraceae. The coding region runs from base 75 to 806 and encodes 243 amino acids. Gene Ontology annotation, molecular function: calcium-dependent protein serine/threonine phosphatase regulator activity; nucleic acid binding. The record is from RefSeq and is a predicted model, not a curated record. Gene Ontology annotation, cellular component: nucleus; cytoplasm. Gene Ontology annotation, biological process: calcium-mediated signaling.